This is a messenger RNA of Olea europaea var. sylvestris, 1649 nucleotides long. RefSeq names its product dnaJ protein homolog. The record is from RefSeq and is a predicted model, not a curated record. The transcript is spliced from 6 exons. Gene Ontology annotation, cellular component: cytoplasm; cytosol. NCBI's taxonomy places the organism in Eukaryota, Viridiplantae, Streptophyta, Magnoliopsida, Lamiales, Oleaceae. Gene Ontology annotation, molecular function: Hsp70 protein binding; ATP binding. Bases 155 to 1411 code for a protein of 418 amino acids. Gene Ontology annotation, biological process: protein refolding; response to heat.
CGGCAUAUUCAUUGGAGUCUUGCUUGAGUUCUCCCUUCGUAUCCCAUUUUUUAUGUGAUUCUUACUAAACCCAUAUAACCAAUAUAGUUCUUGAUCGAUCUAUUAAUUUUACACAUUUUGAUCUGGGCUUGUGAUUCUACUAAUUUGAUUCAGAAUGUUUGGGAGGGCUCCGAAAAAAAGUGAUAAUACCAAGUACUAUGAAAUUCUUGGGGUGCCCAACACUGCGUCACAGGAUGAUUUAAAGAAGGCUUACAAGAAAGCUGCUAUCAAGAAUCAUCCUGAUAAGGGGGGUGACCCUGAAAAGUUUAAGGAGCUUGCGCAUGCUUAUGAGGUUCUGAGUGAUCCUGAAAAACGCGAGAUCUACGAUCAAUAUGGUGAAGAUGCACUCAAGGAAGGGAUGGGUGGCGGCAGUGGCAUGCAUGACCCAUUUGACAUCUUCCAAUCCUUCUUUGGUGGAAGUCCAUUUGGAGGUGGUGGUAGCAGUAGGGGACGAAGGCAGAGGAGGGGAGAGGAUGCAGCACAUCCAUUAAAGGUCUCUCUUGAGGACCUAUACCUUGGGACCACUAAAAAGAUCCCCUUAUCCCGCAAUGUCCUCUGCUCAAAGUGUAAUGGCAAAGGAUCAAAAUCUGGAGCUUCUAUGAAGUGCUCUGGAUGUCAAGGAACUGGUAUGAAGGUAACUGUUAGGCAACUUGGCCCAGGUAUGCUCCAGCAGUUGCAGCAUCCUUGCAACGAAUGCAAGGGAACAGGAGAGACUAUUAAUGAUAAAGAUCGCUGCUCUCAGUGCAAAGGUGAAAAGGUUGUGCUGGAGAAGAAAGUUUUGGAAGUCCAUGUGGAGAAGGGAAUGCAGAAUGGACAGCAGAUUACAUUCCAUGGAGAAGCUGAUGAAGCACCCGACACAAUCACUGGAGAUGUAGUUGUUGUACUCCAACAGAGGGAACAUCCUAAAUUUAAGAGGAAAGGCGAUGAUCUUUUUGUGGAGCACUCACUGGGUCUUACUGAAGCUUUGUGCGGCUUCCAAUUUAUACUGUCUCACUUGGAUGAUCGGCAUCUUCUUAUCAAAUCACAACCUGGAGAAGUCGUGAAACCUGAUUCGACUAAGGCCAUCAAUGAUGAAGGGAUGCCGAUGCAUGGGAGGCCAUUCAUGAAGGGUAAACUCUACAUUCAUUUCAAAGUGGAUUUCCCUGAAUCUCUAACUCCAGAGCAAGUCAAAGCCUUGGAGGCAGUCCUACCUCCAAAGCCAUCUCUGCAACUGUCAGACAUGGAGCUGGAGGAGUGCGAGGAGACGACAUUGCAAGAUGUUAACAUGGAGGAGGAGAUGCGAAGGAAGCAAGCUCAGCGUCAAGAGGCCUAUGAUGAGGAGGACGAAGAGAUGCAUGGUGGGGCACAGAGGGUGCAAUGUGCACAGCAGUGAUGAUGGCUGAGAGUGACUUAUUAUCAUUACACAAUGCUGAUCAGAUUUAGUCAAAACUAGUGUUUGUUUGCGCCAAGCCCAAGGAGGGCAUAAUAACGCUUUAUAUUUUGAAACUUAAUACUAACUGCUGCUACUUUAUGAGACUGUAGUCCAGGUUACGUAUCGUGAGUUGAUCUUUUGGGAACAAAUCUGAUUUUUGCAGCAAGAAUUCAGUGCUUUGUUUGUCACUAUUGAGCUA